AUGAACUCCGAGACCUCACAAUCGCCCAAUAUGACCUUUAGUGUCCUGGGCCCUGCCGCGCCCGUUCUAGCACCACGAGCCGGCACUUUGGCGAUUGCCGGCCGUAAGACACUGUCCACGCCGCAUUAUCUGCCUGUCACGUCGCGGGGCGUGGUACCCCAUAUAUCACAGGACAAUGUGCGCAAAGAGACCGCAAUAAAUGGCUUAUACGUUGGACUGGAAGAUUUCAUUGAAAAGAAACACCGCUCUCCAGUAUAUAAGAUUCCCGUCGAGGCAAACGAGUCGCCCUUACGAAAAUUCAUUUGCGCAUCCAGCGACUUGCCUUUGGUUCUAGGCCCGCGUCGGUUCCCCGCCCUCCCCUGCCCGCCGGUAAACACCGAGACCUCAAUCGCAAUCUCCACCUCAGAUGGGUUCCACCAGCUGUCUGGCGAGCAAUAUAUUGAGGCGACAAUGAAGCUCAAACCUGAUCUUGUCAUUGGACUUGCCGAUAUGGUAACUGGGAAACCACCCGGUAACAAAAGGCGAGGUAAGAUGGUAGACCGCACACAUGCGUACACACGGGACGCGCUGGAUCGAUUGUACGGACACGCAGUUGCGGUAGACAAGAAGUGCAAGUCGGCGUACUUUGCGCCGGUCUUGCCGCUUGAGAAUGCUCAGCAGUCGCUCUAUCUGGAUGAUUUGGCAAAUGAUUUCCGUGAUCGUCUUUCUGGAUUGGCAUUAUAUGAGUCCGCUUCACUUACCUUUAUCCCUGAGUCUCUUGGGAGCUUGCCUAGGCUACUUCUCAGUGAUCCCAGGGGACCUCAUGCGGUUCUCCGUGCGGUCAUGCUUGGCGCAGAUCUGUUGACUAUCCCCUUCGUUGGGGAAUCUUCAGAUGCAGGUAUCGCGCUGGACUUCACUUUCCCGGCCCCUCCUAAAGAGACCGAUGACAAGGAACCACUGGCCUUGGGUAUUGACAUGUGGUCGUCUGAGUACGCGAAAGAUACUUUUCCCCUGCGUGAGGGCUGCCAAUGCUACGCUUGUCGACACCACCACCGGGCAUACUUCAAUCACUUACUGGCUGCCAAAGAAAUGGCUGCCUGGGCCCUUCUCCAGAUGCAUAAUUUCCAUACAAUGGACCUUUUCUUCCACGGAGUACGAGAAAGCAUUCAACGUGGCUCUUUCGAGCAGGAUGUUGAGGCGUUUAGUCGCAUAUAUGCAUCAACAUUACCGGAGUCAACCGGCCAGGGUCCUAGACUUCGCGCCUACCAGCACCCCGGAGCUAACCAACCAACCCGUGCCCCCCGUGUAUACGGUCGUCUUGAGGACGCCCUCCAAAAGUUCCAAGAUUCCCAAUCCUCUGUUGUCACUCCUGAUACAGACGCCGAGGGUCUUGAGAAGCAUGGCUUUGCUGAAAAGACUUAG
Penicillium odoratum is the source of this 1401-nucleotide messenger RNA. Its product is annotated as tRNA-ribosyltransferase family protein. NCBI's taxonomy places the organism in Eukaryota, Fungi, Ascomycota, Eurotiomycetes, Eurotiales, Aspergillaceae. The record is from RefSeq and is a predicted model, not a curated record. Gene Ontology annotation, molecular function: tRNA-guanosine(34) queuine transglycosylase activity. The coding region runs from base 1 to 1401 and encodes 466 amino acids. The transcript has 3 exons.